AUGGGAGCGAAGACGUAUAACCUCCUCCGCAGCCUCAUCGCACCAGCCAAACCCGCAGACAAAACUAUUGAGGAGAUUACAAGAACACUCAAAAAUCAUUUGAAUCCAGCACCGCUAGUGAUCGCGGAGCGCUUCAGAUUCCAUAAGAGAAACCAAGCAAAGACUGAGACAGUGUCAGAGUACAUCGCAGAUCUGCGAAGACUGGCGGAACAUUGUCAGUUCGGAGAGGGACUAUCUGACGCAUUGAGAGACCGGUUCGUCUGUGGUCUGCAUAACGAGAGUACGCAAAAACGCCUUUUAACAGAAGAAAGGCUCACCUUACGGCGUGCGGUGGAUAUCGCUGUGUCAGUGGAAACCGCUGCAAGAGACGCCACUGAACUACAAGAAUCUAUUGACUGUCCCAGACCUGUCAUAAACCUGUCUGAUCCUCCGGGACGCAGAUAUCCUGAGAGGCACCGCAAACCUCCUGACAGACUUGGUUCAUAG
This is a messenger RNA of Knipowitschia caucasica, 486 nucleotides long. Lineage: Eukaryota; Metazoa; Chordata; Actinopteri; Gobiiformes; Gobiidae. The record is from the annotation of a GenBank genome assembly.